This is a messenger RNA of Glycine soja, 1398 nucleotides long. RefSeq lists its product as uncharacterized. The record is from RefSeq and is a predicted model, not a curated record. Lineage: Eukaryota; Viridiplantae; Streptophyta; Magnoliopsida; Fabales; Fabaceae. The coding region runs from base 1 to 1398 and encodes 465 amino acids. The transcript is spliced from 3 exons. Gene Ontology annotation, molecular function: zinc ion binding; nucleic acid binding.
AUGAAAGCCUUAUUAGGUUCUCAAGAUGCAUGGGAGAUUGUAGAGAAAGGUUAUACCCAACCUCAAAAUGAGGCUAUUUUGUCACCAAAUGAGAAGGAGACUUUGUUGAAGUCAAAGAAGAAGGAUCAACAAGCACUUACUUUCAUUCAUCAAGGUUUGGAUGAAACUAUGUUCGAGUUGGUGUCAAAUGCAAUCACAUCCAAAGAAGCAUGGGAGAUUUUGAAAACCUCCCUUGAAGGUGUUGAUAAGGUAAAAAAGGUGCGCCUACAAACUCUACGUAGAGAGUUUGAAUCAUUGCAUAUGAAGGAAUUCGAAUCUAUCUCAGAUUUUGGCAACAAGGUGUUGGCUAUUGUGAACCAAAUGAAGCGUUAUGGAGAAAAUAUGGAAGAUGUUCGUGUGGUGGAAAAGAUCCUUCGCUCCUUAAUCGCUAAAUUUGAUUAUGUGGUUUGUGCUAUUGAAGAGUCUAAGGAUUUAGACUCAAUGACCGUAGAUCAAUUGAUGGGUUCUCUUCAAGCCUAUGAAGAAAGGUUCAAUAGAAGACAUGAUGAGCCAUUGGAGCAAGUCCUCAAAGCCAAAGCUUCUUUGAAAGAAAAUGAAGGAGAAAGUAGCCAAAAAGCACGUGGACAUGGAAGAGGACGUGGUCGUGGACGUGGUCAUGGCCAAGGAAGAGGAGGAAGAGGAGAUCGUGAUAAUUUUGACAAUAAUGAAUGGAGGAGCCAUCAAUCCACUAGAAGUCGUGGAAGAGGAAGAGGAAGAGGUAGAAACAAUUAUGGAAAAGCAUAUGAAAGGAGGUAUGAUAAAUCUAAUGUUGAAUGUUUUAAUUGUCAUAAAUAUGGCCAUUACUCUUGGGAGUGUAGAACAAAUGUUGAAGAGAAGGUCAAUCUUGUUGAUGAUAAAGAAGAUAAAGAAGUUGAAGAGUCAACACUACUACUAUCACUUAAUAAUGGUGAGAAGGAAGACAAAUGCUUAUGGUAUCUUAACAAUGGAGCAAGCAAUCACAUGUGUGGAUGCAAAGAGAAAUUUGUGGAACUUGAUGAGAAGGUGAAAGGAAAUGUUUCUUUUGGAGAUUCUUCCAAGGUGCAAAUCCAAGGAAAAGGAAGAUUCAAGCUUGAUGAUCGGAGUAAGAAACAUGUGUUCAUUGGCUAUGAUGCAAGCUCAAAAGGCUACAAAUUGUACAAUCUAAACAAUGGAAAGACAAUUGUGAGCCGAGAUGUCGAGUUCUAUGAAGAAGGCACAUGGAAUUGGGAGGAGAAAGAAGACACUUAUGAUUUUUUCCCGUACUUUGAAGAAAUAGAUGAAGAAGCCUUGACUCCAAAUGAUUCAACUCCAUCACUUUCACCAACUCCUUCAACCAAUGAAGCCUCAUCAUCUUCCGAAGGGAGUUCAAUGAACCCUUAA